AGGUGAGCCAUGCAAGGGUGUGGCCCACAAAAAAAUUCUUCUUCUUUCCACUCUGUCCUGUCUGCUCCUCUCACAAAGAAGACGGUAGAACUCCUGAACAGAGGACGCUCACAUUUGGAUUUUCCUCUUUGACAAACCGUCUGAACUUUGAUCCAGGAGCCAUGGGGGCACUGCAGUGUAUCAAAUACUUGGUGUUUGUGUUCAACUUUCUCUUCUGGCUGGCAGGUACUGGGGUGCUCGCUGUGGGCCUGUGGCUGCGUUUUGACUCCAGGACAGCAGGACUGUUUGAAGGACAGGACUCACCUACAGUCUUCUUCACUGGUGUGUACAUCCUGAUUGCAGCAGGGGCUCUGAUGAUGGUUGUUGGCUUCCUGGGAUGCUGCGGAGCCAUUAAAGAGUCGCCGUGCAUGCUGGGAUUGUUCUUCCUCUUCCUGCUCCUCAUCUUCGCUGUGGAGGUGGCUGCUGGGAUCUGGGGUCUCUCCAACAAGGACAGGGUGGUGGAGGACGUCACAGAGUUCUACAAGCAGACCUACGACAACUACAAAAACACCAGACAGGAAGCACUGAAGGAGACGCUGCGUCUCAUCCACUUUGGAUUGGACUGCUGCGGCCCCACAGGGACAGUGAUCGAUGCUGCCAAAGAAAUCUGCCCCAAGAAGGAGGGACUGGAGGUCCUCAUCACCACGAGCUGUCCAGCUGCCAUCGAUGAGGUGUUCAACAACAAACUGCACAUCAUCGGCGGGGUCGGCAUCGGUAUCGGUGUCAUCAUGAUCUUCGGGAUGAUCUUCAGCAUGAUGCUCUGCUGUGCCAUUAAGAGGUCCAGGGACUUUGUCUAAACACCACACAACACAGACAGCCUCCAUCUUUAACUUAUGUGUCCUCACUUUCACCACCGCUGCUUUAGAGUUCAUGUAAUAAUCAUAACAGUCUUAGUUUACCGCCUGGAUCCAUGCAGGAUGACCUCACAGUGAGAGUAUGGAGCCUGAGCAGUGACCCACUCUGGGUACAAAUGUAAUCUCCCCACAAAGUAAAGUGAACAAAGGUUUUAUUCUGGUGCACAGUCUGUUGAAUUUAUACUUCUCAUCUCAACACAGAGCAGGUCUGCAGGAGAAAAGAGACCUGAAAGACUCUGCUGCCCUCUGGAGGACACAACCGUUAACUCGUCACUGUUGGAUAACACUCGGUUCAGUUCAUGUAAAACAUGUUAAAGUUCGCCUGUGGUUGGUUUGUAAUCUAACAGGCUUUUUGCAACUAACUGAAUUUUACUGCACGACAUGUUUGUUUUGUUUGUUUUAAUUUGUGCGCGUUCCUGAAGUUUAUGUGUUUUUGAUUUUUAUAAAAGCAGAACUGUGGAGUUUUAUGCAAAUAUUUUGAUGAAUGCAGUUCAGAUAUAUCUUUAAAAUGCCAAAUAAACGAACUAAUAAACACUGAUUGGUGUUAAACAGA
Molecule: messenger RNA, 1446 nt
Organism: Epinephelus moara (kelp grouper)
Lineage: Eukaryota; Metazoa; Chordata; Actinopteri; Perciformes; Serranidae
Gene: cd9b
Product: CD9 molecule b
Exons: 8
Coding region: 162-836 (224 amino acids)
Cellular component (GO): membrane
Source: RefSeq, a predicted model, not a curated record